Molecule: messenger RNA, 2322 nt
Organism: Branchiostoma belcheri (Belcher's lancelet)
Lineage: Eukaryota; Metazoa; Chordata; Leptocardii; Amphioxiformes; Branchiostomatidae
Product: leucine-rich repeat-containing protein let-4-like
Exons: 2
Coding region: 1-2322 (773 amino acids)
Molecular function (GO): protein binding
Source: RefSeq, a predicted model, not a curated record
AUGGCGAAGUUGCUGAGCCUGUGCCUGGUGGUGUGUUCCGUGGUGUUGUGGGGUGCAAGUGCAGAAGUGUGCCUACAGGGCUGUCAGAGGCGCCGGUCUGGGACCUGUGCGGUGGAGAAUGCAGGGUUCUACAGGCAGUGGUGGGCGUUUCACCGACAUGUGUUCACGGGCCAUCGCCGACUGAAAGAUGCGCUGGAGGCCAAUCUAAUGUGCGCUGAGUGUCACACGGCAGUAUCUCAGCGCUAUCCCAGCAUGCCUCUCUGUCUGGAAAAAGAGCGAUUCGUCGUGGUCAAAGGUCACAACUUCCGGUUCCUCACAGACGAAGUUCUCCGGCCGUUCCAACAGGUGCUCAGCCUCUCGCUCUUGGAGGCCAACGUCACGCACGUGACUACGGGCGCUCUCGCGAGACUACGAAACCUCGAGUUUCUCGGAAUUGCGAACAACAACAACGUACCCGUCCUCGAGACGGGCAGUUUCUCCCUCCCGGAAGCAAGAUGGCUGUCCCUGAGACAGAACAAGAUCCACACGAUCGAACCUCGUGCGUUUGAUCCUUCCCGUCACGUGACCCACCUGGAUCUCCAUGGCAACGACCUCCAUGUCGUCAUGGCUGCCUCCUUCGCUGGUCUGACGUCAUUGACCUCGCUUGACCUCGGCUCCAACCAGAUCAAGUACGUCACAUCACGCGCGUUCGAGUCCCUGUCGUCACUUGAGUCUCUCAACCUUGAGAGCAACGAUCUAGAUGCAGUCAAGAAACACUGGUUCUGUGGCCUUUCCCGCCUGGAAACCCUCAACCUAGCAAAGAACAGGAUAACAGAAAUACAUCAGGGCAGCUUCCAGGCACUUCAGGCUCUGCGAUCUCUCGAACUCUCCAGCAACAAACUGACCUACGCUCACGAGCAUUGGUUCCACAACAUGACGAGCCUUGAGAAGCUCUCCCUGGCGGACAAUCAGAUCAUUGCAGGAUCAGAUGAGUCGCUGACUGGGUUGAUGAUGACAGUGGAUUUGCGCCACAAUCCUCUGCGGUGCACGUGUGCAAACCGGUGGAUUCAGGAGCUGAAUUUCGACAACAGCAGCCGGCCAACCUGCGGGUAUCCGUCCCUGUGGCGUGGCCAAAAACUUUCGGACCACAACGUGACGUUCCCAUGCCCACUUGCAGCGCUGCCCACCAAACUGGUGGUGUCUGCCGUUCCUACAUCACUCUUAUCAGCGCCCCCUGUCUCCUUCCACUAUACUUACACCGCCACCUGCCGCCUGUACUGGGAACGACUGCCCCAACUCGUGUGGACGAUCGGGAACGAGACGAGUGUGAGCCUGCCAAACGAUCUGCCUCCUGGUCAGAAGAAGACAGUGACUGUAUCCAUGGCAACGUACAACAUCACGGCAACGGUGGAACAUACCAUAUCCAAGAAGGGGUGGCCCUGCCGACGAUGUGUCGUGCUUAACGCUGGAGAGCAACUAGCUGGGACUGGAAGCGACAAUUCUUUGAGCUACCUGGGCAAGACGGUGUCCAAAAUACAGGUGCGAACAGACCGUGUCAUCACCUCGCUGGAUUGCAUCGCUGUAACUGAGGACAAAAAUUUCACAAUUCCGACCGCCCCUACUUCCCAACAAACUGUAACAACGGUCAAACCUUCACCGACGACUGCCACCAACCGCGCCAACUCCGAGCAGACCUCACCGAAGCGCCACCUCGCGACCACACCUCGACCUGCAACUACAGCUUCACCUGUCACAGGGAAACCACCGGACACGGGAGAGACGUCGGGGAGUUUGUCGUGCGUCCUGAUCGCCCUGCUGGCCUCGGCAGUGAUGGGGCUGCUGACCGGCGUCCCUUCUCUGAUCGUCAUGCAUCGGCGGAAACGGAAAGGCCGGCGCGAGAAGAAAAUCUGGCAAGAGUCUCUGAGAAGAAGCCUGACGGCCAACAAGACCUACACGGGCACGGAAGGCAAAAUAACCACCGUGAGCGACUUAGACAACGACCCUGAUGAUGUACUUACACCCAACCUAUACGAAACUGCACACGAAUACGAGAGAUGCCCGUCACCCUUGCCGCUGCCACCUGUGACGCCUGUACAGGAGCGCCACCCUGCGGAUAGGAAGUCAAUGGCAUACGUCAGCCCCAACGUCUCCGACAGCGACUGCGGGGUGUACAGGCAGGAGGAGGACGACGCCGUCCCCGCCGAUCCGGACGCCCCGCCCCUGGAGGUCUACACUCCCGGUGACGACACAUCGGGAGACGAGGGCCCUUCUGGAGAAAUCGACAGAGAAUCGUGCUCCAGCAUAGACAUAGAUUAUGAGGACGCAUGCGAUGGAACGGCCUAA